AUGUAUUGUGUGUCCAAGAGAGAGUGGUUGGAGCAGCAGAGAGCUCAGCUGAAGGAAUACAGGCGUGGAGGCAGCCUGCGGAAUAAACCCAGAAUACGUUACACUGAAGAGGAAGAACCCAAAGAUGAAGACUACUUCUUCUGUGAGGAUUGUGAAGAUUUCUUCAUUGAGGAGUGCUGGAUCCACGGCCCCCCCAUCUUCAUCCCUGACACCCCGGCACCAGUGGGGGUCCCAGACCGAGCCAGACUCACCCUGCCCUCUGGACUGGAGGUCAACAACUCCCACAUCCCCAACGCAGGACUGGGGGUCUUCAACCGGGGCCAGGAGAUAGCCAGAGGAACUCACUUUGGACCCUACGAGGGACAAGUCAUGGACAAGGAGCAGGCCAUAGAGAGCGGAUACUCAUGGGUGAUUUACAAGAGCCGCCAUUCAGAUGAGUACGUAGAUGCGAAGAAGGAAACUCAUUCCAAUUGGAUGAGGUAUGUUAACUGCGCUCGUAACGGUGAGGAGCAGAAUCUGGUGGCGUUUCAGUACAGAGGAGGGAUUGUGUAUCGCUGCUGUCGGCCCAUUGGCUCUGGAGAAGAACUGCUGGUCUGGUAUGGAGACGACUACGCCAAAGAGCUGGGCAUCACAUUUGACUACCUCUGGGAUGUCAAGAGCAGCGCUAAAGAGGUAUCUGUGGCGUCUCAGGUGUUCUCCUGUUCUCUGUGUCCGUUCUCCUACACGGCUCAAAUCUACCUGCACAAGCACAUCAAGAGAAGUCACCCAGACGAGUAUGUGCGUCUGCUGAGGUCUGGAGAGAUCAGAUCAGAGACUUUCAUACCGUCUGGAGGCAGAAACCAACACACACAGCAAACCACAACUGCGGCGUCCAGACCAGUCACACAGCCGUCUUCAGAACAGCAAGGAGCCCAUGAGCAGAGACGACAGCGGAACUCUCAGGCAGGAGAGAAGAAACACCACUGCACUCAGUGUGGCAAGAGUUUCACUACAGAGCAGAAUUUAAAAGUACACCAGCGCACUCACACAGGAGAGAAGAAACACCACUGCACUCAGUGUGGCAAGGGUUUCACUAGAGAGGACCAUUUAAAAGUACACCAGCGCACUCACACAGGAGAGAGGCCGUAUCACUGCACUCAGUGUGGCAAGAGUUUCACUCAAGAGGGAUCUUUAAAAGCACACCAGCGCACUCACACAGGAGAGAGGCCGUAUCACUGCACUCAGUGUGGCAAGAGUUUCACUCAAGGGGGAGAUUUAAAACGACACCAGCGCACUCACACAGGAGAGAGACCGUUUCACUGCACUCAGUGUGGCAAGAGUUUCACUCAAGAGGGAGAUUUAAAAAAACACCAGCGCACUCACACAGGAGAGAGGCCGUAUCACUGCACUCAGUGUGGCAAGAGUUUCGGUACAGGGGUAUGUUUAAAACGACACCACCGCACUCACACAGGAGAGAGGCCGUAUCACUGUAAUGAGUGUGGCAAGAGCUUUGCUGUUGGGGGUCAUUUCAGAGUACACCAGCGCACUCACACUGGAGAGAAGCCGUAUCACUGCACUCAGUGUAGCGAGACUUUCACUCGGUCUGGUCAUCUAAAGACACACAAGUGCUCUCACAGUAAAGAGCCCUAAUAAGUCUCCUGCUGAAUAAAGACCUUGAUGUUGCGCCCACCAGGGCAACAUGCCAAUAAACAAGACUGCCAUUCAAAUAUUCACCAACACGGAACUCAUUUUUAACUGACCAUUUUAACUGACUUUGGUAACUGGCUCUUUUGUUGAGUGUUUUAAUUGUUGAAUUGAUUUUUGAUAUUGUGAUUUGAUGUAUGUGAGAGUGUGCCAGAGUAAUUGAUUUGUAAUAUUAUGAUUUGAUGUAUGUGUGAGUUUAAGAGUAAUUGUGAAGAAUGUGUUUAAGUUUUUACUUGGUGAUGGUGUAAAAAUGGUCUAAUUGAAAACCACAAUAGUCAACAGUUAACACCAAAUAAGAGUAAAGAUGACUUACUUAAUUACACACACUAAAUGAAAAGUGAAAUUGACUUGUAAAGUAGAUUUUGUCACAUUGGUGACUUAAAUAUCUAUUUGUGUAAGUGAAUAGACCAAAUAGAAUUGAAUAAAACGUGGAGUAGUGUAUGAA
This is a messenger RNA of Engraulis encrasicolus (European anchovy), 2128 nucleotides long. Its product is annotated as histone-lysine N-methyltransferase PRDM9-like. Gene Ontology annotation, cellular component: nucleus. Gene Ontology annotation, biological process: regulation of gene expression. Gene Ontology annotation, molecular function: histone methyltransferase activity; protein binding. NCBI's taxonomy places the organism in Eukaryota, Metazoa, Chordata, Actinopteri, Clupeiformes, Engraulidae. The transcript is spliced from 6 exons. The record is from RefSeq and is a predicted model, not a curated record. The coding region runs from base 1 to 1629 and encodes 542 amino acids.